Molecule: messenger RNA, 6697 nt
Organism: Patella vulgata (common limpet)
Lineage: Eukaryota; Metazoa; Mollusca; Gastropoda; Patellidae
Product: striatin-interacting protein 1
Exons: 10
Coding region: 3451-4842 (463 amino acids)
Biological process (GO): cytoskeleton organization
Cellular component (GO): cytosol
Source: RefSeq, a predicted model, not a curated record
AUUUUUUUUUUAUGUAUCUUGAAGAAUAGAUGGUUUUAUGCAUAGAACUAGUAGUUUCUAGUAUCAGUUAGAGUCAAGUUUCAAUGUAAUUUGAGAUCUAUUUAAACAUACAUUAUACAAGAGCUAAAUCUGCCUAUUGCAGGUCUUUCUUUAGGCCUGGAAUGUUAUACAAACUAUUAAUUAGACAUUAAUUAACAAACAAGACCAUAAUCAACUCUCGAUGUCAUCGCUAGCCUGCGAUAUUUACUGGAUUAGGAUCCGAUUUGCUGCUCAACUUUCAUUCAUGAUUUAAUCAUUAAAUGGAUAAUCGAGACUAUUUUUUUUAUCGUACCGACUUUAGUAAUGAUGAUCGAGGCUAGGCCCAAAAUUCAAUCACUAAAUUCUCAGUUCAGGGUGGAUCAAUUUGAAUGAAAUUUUCAGCAAAUUGCCUUUACAGUAUCUAGUUUUUAACUUUUUAACUGUCAGCUCUUUAUUUAAUCUUACCUAAUGUAUCUUUAAAUGCAGCUUGAGAACUAUUUAAUGAACUAUUUAAUGAAAUGUUUUAUGAAAUUUUAGGCCUACUAAUGUAUGUUUCCGCGCGUAGCCUAAUUGUAAGCAGCAUCAACUAUUAUAAACUCUUACUACGAUAAGAGAGGGGGAGGGUGGCCGAAUGGUUAUUGCGAUCUUGUUGGGUCAUAAGGUCUGUCAUUGAGUUAAGUGAUGUGGUUUCUAUUCCCCACUUGUGGGGGGUUGGAUGGCUGAGUGGUUAGCGUGCGCGCGCUGUAUCAUAAAGUCUGUCAUUGAGUCGACUGGCGUGGUUUCGAAUCCCCGGUUGUACGUGACAAGGAGUAGGGUCGCCUGUCCAACCUCGUGGGUUUUCUCCGGGUCCUCCGGUUUCCUCCCACUGCUAAAGACCCCUACGCGCAAGCGAAUUAUGUAAAUAAAAUUAAACCAUAUGUUAGUCCCGAAAUGACCUAGUUUGUGUCGAGUGGACGUUAAACCCCAUUUCUCUCUCUCUCUCUUUCCCCACUUGUAGGGCCGCCUAGUCAACCGUCUGGGUGCUUUGCUCUCCCUCCACCGCUAAAGACACCUAGAUGCAAGCGAAGUAUCUGCCAUCAGAGGCGAAGGGGUGUUGGAUAGCCGAACGGUUAGCGCGUGCAUGCUAUUUCAUAAGUUCAAGUGGUGUGGUUUUGAUUCCCUGGUUGUAUGUGACAAGGAGUAGGGUCGCCUGUCCAACCUCGUGGGUUUCUCCGGGUCCUCCGGUUUCCUCCCAGUGCUAAAGACACCCACGCGCAAUCAAAUUAUUGAAAUAAAUUUGAACCAUAUGAUAGUCCCGAAAUGACCUAGUUUGUGUCGAGUGGAUGUUAAACCACAUAUCUCUUUAUCUGUCCACCAUCAGAUGUGACCAUCCAUUCCUGGGGAUCACGGUGGCGAAGUGGGUAAGACGCUGGCUCACUAGCCUGGAGGUCGGGUGUUCGAUCCCUGCAUUGGCCGAGAAAGUUCCCCCUUGUCAGUGAUCCACCCACUUCCAUUCUUAUCUCUCGUUUGAUAAAUUAUUAAAAUUUGAGCGCCAAUGUCGGACAAAAUUUUGGAACAGAUGAAAUAAUUCUGCAAACUGCUGUUGAAAAAUUUCUGAAUUUUGAUAGUCAACUUGUACAAUUAUAUUAUCUUAAGAAGAAUUCAAACGUAUUUUUCAUGUUUUUAUUAAAAUCUCUUAUCAUCUAAAUAGUAUGCUCCAAUACAGUAAAGGUCUGUCCGUCUUCAUUAGCCCAGUUGGUGCAGAGAAGUCGGUCGCUGUUGUUUGUAUUUCAGAGGAGAGCGAAAAAAAGCUCCCCACAAUCAACAAAAAAUCGCUCCCCUCAAAAAACUCUCCCAGUUUUGAUAAGAAGAAUGAUUUAGAAAAAAAGGAGAGUGAUCUGAUAUUAAGGAGAGUGAUUAGUUGUGUGCAUGGGAAAUGGUUCUAAGAUCAAUAACUGCAUGUAAUUGGGAGGGAAAAAAAACUCCCCUCGGUCAACAGGUGCUCGAGAGUGAUCGCUCGCCUUAAAAAACAAUGACAGAGAAGUAGGUCAUUGACUAGAUUAUCUGGGCUUUUACAAAGUCUAAGGGAGGUAACUAGCCCUAAAACAAGAUGUUGAUGCCCUAUGAAAUUAAUUUAAGAAUUGCCAUUUCAGAAAAUUAAUUUGCAUUGCCAGUUCAAUAUCAAACACACUUAAUUUUUUUAUUGUAAAAUUUCUGUCUUCGUGGACCAUAUCUAUGUUUUUUAAUUAAUCCUAAUUCAUCAUCACGGUUCCUGUUUGUUUAUAAUAACGCAUGAAUUAUGGGAUUUAUUUUGGGAAAGGGGGGUUGGAUGGCCGAAUUGUUAGCACGCUUGCGCUGUAUCACGAGGCCUGUCAUUGAGUCAACUGGCGUGGUUUCGAAUCCCCGGUUGUACGUGACAAGGAGUAGGGUCGCCUGUCCAACCUCGUAGGUUUUCUCCGGGUCCUCCGGUUUCCUCCCACUGCUAAAGACCCCUACGCGCAAGUGAAUUAUGGAAAUAAAAUUGAACCAUAUGUUAGUCCCGAAAUGACCUAAUCUGUCGAGUGGAUGUUGAACCCCAUUUCUCCCUCUCUCUCUAUUUUGGGAAGGGGUGCAACUCUUAUUUGAAAUUUACUGGAUAAUCAUCCACAUGUUGACAACAGACCCAGACCCUCCAUAAGAUGAAGACUAGGAGGUUCUGGGUGACUGAGACUACGGUUCCUAACCUUUUCUCAUCCUUUUUACCCCCAGCAACUUUUAAAAAUAUAAAUACACCACUCCCCCCUUUCCUGUUUUGUUCAGUUAUUUGAGUUCACAAUUAUACAUGUACAGUAAUAGAGGACAACGACAAGAGAGAAAUUUUAAGAUACCAUUUUUAAAAAUUAUUUUAAAUACAAUAACAGAUCCCCUAGGCAGAUGAAAUUGAUUCCCAACUGGGCAGAUGAAAUUGAUCCCCUAGGCAGAUAAAAUUGAUUCCCAACUGGGCAGAUGAAAUUGAUCCCCUAGGAAGGUGAAAUUGAUUUCCAACUGGGCAAAUGAAAUUGAUCCCCUAGGAAGGUGAAAUUGCUUCCCAACUGGGCAGAUGAAAUUGAUCCCCAAGGAAGGUGAAAUUGCUUCCCCUAGGCAGAUGAAAUUGAUCGCCAUGGCAGAUGAAAUUGAUUCCCCUAGAAUGGUGAAAAUGAUCCCGCUAGACAGGUGAAAUUGAAUCCUCUACGAAGAUGAAAUUGAUUCCUCUCGGCAGAUGAAAUUGAUCCCCUUAUGUAUAUGUAUAGUCAGUUGAUGCUGCUUGGUAUGAAUUGAUAUUAAUUCUAUAACAUUUUUUUAAUUGGUUCUGGUUGCUACUUUCAAUUUAGCUUUUAUUGCUCUAACACUUUUCUUGGCUCUCAUGCUUCUUUCUACGCCUUCGUUUCUACCACCUUAUAUGGAUGCUAACAGAGUUUAGUCAAACAGAGUAGUAUGGAUGACCCGUUUGAAAAUGGUUCUGAUCGGGACGAUGAUCUGAUGAGGGACGUUGAUUCUAUGAAGCCCGACAGUGAUGAUGAGAUUCCUCCCACACCACCACGACCUUCGACCCCAUCUUUCUUACAUAAAGCAUUACCAUGGAAACCUAAAGUCAGGUUAAAGGAUCUCGAGAUGUUUCUGGACAAUACAAGAAGUAAAUUUGUCGGAUUUCAAGUUAAAAAUGAUAGUAACUCUUUAGCUGGUUUACCUCAACCCAUCCAUGAAGGUGUUAAAGUUCUCAAACAGCAUUUAUAUAUAUCACUAUCAGAACUGCAGAUCAAAAGAGAAGAGGAGAUUGCUAAAAAUCCACUAUCACGGCCAGAAUCUGAUGUACCAAGUACCCCAGCAGAGUUAUUAUACCAGGCCAUGCUACCCAAUUUACCACAAUAUAUGAUAGCCCUAUUAAAGCUACUUUUGGCCGCUGCACCUACAUCAAAAGCUAAAACAGAAUCUAUAAAUAUCCUGGCUGAUGUUCUACCUGAAGAAAUGCCAACAACAGUUUUACAGUCGAUGAAAUUAGGUAUUGAUGUGAAUAGACAUAAAGAAGUUAUAGUGAAAGCAAUCAGUGCAUUGUUGUUAUUAUUACUCAAACAUUAUAAACUAAACCAUAUAUACCAGUUUGAGUUUAUGAGUCAACAUCUGGUCUUCGCUAAUUGUAUCCCACUUGUACUGAAAUUCUUCAAUCAGAAUAUCUUAUCUUAUGUUAGUGCUAAAAAUAGUAUACCAGUUCUAGACUUUCCUAGCUGUGUUAUAGGAGAUCAACCAGAACUGACAGCAGAAACAAUGGAAAAUGGUGAUAAUCAAGGUUAUUGCUGGAGAAAUUUAUUCUCAUGUAUUAAUUUAUUACGAAUAUUAAAUAAAUUAACCAAAUGGAAACAUUCAAGAACUAUGAUGUUGGUUGUAUUUAAGUCAGCACCGAUAUUAAAACGGGCGUUAAAAGUGAAACAUUCGAUGAUGCAGCUGUAUAUAUUAAAACUAUUGAAGAUGCAGACUAAGUACCUCGGUCGUCAGUGGCGUAAGAGUAACAUGAAAACGAUGUCUGCUAUUUACCAGAAGGUUCGACAUCGUCUUGGUGAUGAUUGGGCGUAUGGAAAUGAUAUGGAUGCGAGACCGUGGGAUUUCCAAGCUGAGGAAUGUGCGUUGAGAGCUUGUGUUGAUAGAUUUAACAAUCGUAGAUACGGAUCAAACGGAACGGACCCAGAAUUUAAACCCGUCGACAAUUGUUUACAGAGUAUUCUGGGAUUAAAGAUUGAACUUCAAGAUGAAUUUAUAUAUAAUUAUGAACGAUGGUUAGAAAUGGAAGUUUUUUCACAUCAGAUUGACUGGAAUCAAGUUCUUGUUCAUUAAUCUAGCAGUCUGGUAGAUCCAACCUACUUGUGUACUGUUAUAUAGCAGGCUGGUAGAUCCAACCUACUAACCCUUGUGUGCAUGUGUCUAGCAGUCUGGUAGAUCCAACCUACAAACCCUUGUGUACUGGUAUAUAGCAGUCUGGUAGAUCCAACCUACAUGUACUACCCUUAUGUACUGGUAUAUAGCAGUCUGGUAGAUCCGACUUACAAACCUUUGUGUACUGGUAUCUAGCAGUCUGGUAGAUCCAACCUACUAACCCUUGUGUACUGUAAUAUAGCAGUCUGGUAGAUCCAACCUAAUUGUGUAUUGUUAUAUAGCUAUCUUUGGGGGCGCUCGAUUGUCAGUCCAGAACGUCCAGAAUUGCAAUCAAGUGAUAUGGAAUUCUUUCAGUCCCAACACCUAAGGUGGUGUGAGUAGAAUCGUGACAUAUUUUAAGUAACAAAUAUGUUUCAGCUGUCAUGAUUGGUUGAAAUCAUUUUUAUCUUAUCAGCACAUGCGUUGUACUCCGAAAUUCUCCUUUUCACUCGCUUGGCACUAUUUUUGGAAUUGAGAGAAUUUAUUUCUGGAACGUUCAAUCGUGUAUCUCCCAGAACCAGCAGUAGAUACAAUAAAGGUAGAGUCCAAAGCUAUUUGAAAUGGCAUUGUCGUGAAAACUAAUUCCAAACAGUGGAAUUUUCACAGUAAUUUAUCAACUAAUAUUCCAGAAAAUAUGUAGGUUUUAUACAUUUAAUGUCUAGAUAUCUGAAAAUGUAGCAAAUUCGGUCCACAAUGUGAUCAUUAGAAUUGUAUCUGAUAUUUAGAGAGCAGUGGAAGCUUGUAAAUCAUAAUAAUGAUAUCACCAUAUGAUAUGACUACAGCCUGGAAGGUUUUGAUUGACGUGAAAUAUUCAAGUGGAUGUCCGUUAUUAACAAUUGUAUAGUCAGGUUAUCACCUUAGUUCCUCCAACCGUGUCAAGGAGUAGGGUCGCCUGUCCAACCUCGUGGGUUUUCUCCGGGGCCCUCGGUUUCCUCCCACUGCUAAAGACCCCUACGUGCAAUGGAUCUAUAUGUCACUAUGUCUCUAUCGUCAUUUUGGCGUAUAUACAUACACAUUGAGCUACAUACACAACAGAGAAAUUCAACACCUCGUUUGACGUCAAUUUUUAUUAUGAAUUAAUACAAUGACUUUGUGAUUCAAUUUCAUGGAUGCAAAGCAUUAAUUGUGAUAUCACAUAAUGUCUAUAUCAUUAUCUCGUGCUUUGAGUGCCCAUCCUGUCCCAAAUCUGACGAUAAAGGAUAAAGCACACGGCCGAGAAACCUUUCUUAUAAAAAGUGUUGACCCCCCAAACCCCCCCUCUGGAUCCGCCCCUGAUUAAAGUAACUAAGUCUCUAACUCGAUAUCAUCCAAAAUCUUCGACAUUGAAAACACAAAUUAUUUGUCAAUUUAAAUCAACAUUGAUGUUGUGAUCUUACCGGGAAAAGAUGGGCUUCUGAUAUCCAAUAUUUAAGACAAAAUAAACAUUUUGCCAUUGGUACACGAAUCGUGUACCACAAUGCGUUUCAGCGCCAUUUGUAACAAUGGACUCGAAGAACGAGGCUAGACAUAUCAUAUGCCAUGUCAAAUGGUGACACCAUAUCUUAUCUGGAGAGCAUGCACAAUAAAUACUAUCGGUGUAGAUUGGAAUAACCAGACCCUAGACAUUGCCAUUCGAUUGAGACUUCUGGCGUAUUUCGCGGAACAUAACAGAUUUGAAAUUAGAGUAUGAACGGAAUGAUUGAAUGUAAAUCAGUUUAUAUACAUCCAUAUUACAUUAUUAUAGGUCCAAAAUAUUAGUGAUUUAGCCCCUGUAAAGUCUGAUGUAAAUAAAAACAUU